This is a messenger RNA of Lodderomyces jiufengensis, 3402 nucleotides long. It is a transcript of the gene YBL053, whose product is annotated as Ybl053p. NCBI's taxonomy places the organism in Eukaryota, Fungi, Ascomycota, Pichiomycetes, Serinales, Debaryomycetaceae. Gene Ontology annotation, cellular component: replication fork protection complex. The transcript has a single exon. Gene Ontology annotation, molecular function: DNA binding. The record is from RefSeq and is a predicted model, not a curated record. Gene Ontology annotation, biological process: DNA replication checkpoint signaling; DNA repair; replication fork arrest. The coding region runs from base 1 to 3402 and encodes 1133 amino acids.
AUGAGUAAUUCAGAUACUGAUUCAAUUAUUGAAGAAAAUUAUCAUGAUUUAGAAGAAUUUGAUGAUUUUAUUGAUUAUAGUGAUGAAGAUGAAUUAAAAAUUAUAGAUGAAAAACAAUUAAAAGAAAUAAAUUCACAUAAUAAUCCCGUAGUAAUACAAGAUCAAGAAUCAGAUCAAGAAGAACCAGAAGAAGAUAAAAUAAGAAAAUUAACCACCACCCUAAAACCAAAUGAAACUCAAGCUCAAAAAUUAUUAAAGGCUCAUAUAUCAGUAUUAGUAUCUGCAUUAGGAGGUAUUGAUCAUGCUUCAGAUAUAAAACCUUCACCAUAUAAAUUGGGUCAUGAUGCAUUAGCAUGUUUGAAAGAUAUCAAGAGAUGGAUAAAAGCAGUUGAUGAAAAACAAAAUAAUUAUGAAGUUGCAAUAGCAUGUUCAGAAAGUGGAUUAGUUCAAAACGAUUUAAUAAUAAUACUAUGUCAAUGGGAAUAUAAAAUGCAAAAAAAGCAAAUUAUAAAAAACAAAAUGUCAAUGGAAAAAAUUAUGUUAUCAUGUUUAGAAAUUUUAGUACUUUUAACAUGGCCUAUAGAAUUUGAUAAUAAUUUAUCAGAUAAUCAAAAAUUAUUAUUUACAAAUAUUAAAAAAAAUCAUAUAAUCUACAAGAAAUAUAUUUUGAAUCAUAAUGAUGGACAAACUUUAAAAGCAGUUAUAAGGUUAGUAUUACCAGUAAUUGCUAAAUCAAAAAUUGAUAGAGAACCAAGGGAUAAUCAAAUAUUAAGGUUGGUAUUAUAUCUUAUAAGAAAUUUAUUAGCAAUUGAACCACCAACUUCUUCUAUUUCAUCAAAAUCUACAAAUAAAUCAAUGGUUGCAACUGCAGAUUUACCAGCUGGAAUAACUCAAGAUGAUAUAUCAAUAAAUAAAGUAUUAAGAAUUUUUAAAAAAAAUAAAGUAUUAAUGUUAUUACUUACAAUAUCUGGUUCAAUAGGUUCAGAAUUUGAUAAAGAUUUAUUUGGAGAAAUUUGUCUCGAAUGUAUAUAUUUAAUGGUGAAAGGUUUAAAAUCAAAAGAUGUGUUACAAAAGAUUUCACAAGAGGAUGCAAAUAUUGCUAGUGCAACUGCUCCAAUAGCUCCAAUAUCAAGUACUAUUGGUUUACAAUUAUCUGAUUUAUUAGCCACCGAGACAAAAAAGAAACAAGCACAAACUUCAAAUAUUGCAACAAGACAUGGAAAAUUUGGUACAUUAUUAUCAAUAAGAUCAUCAGAUUCAAAUUCGUAUGUUGUUUCUGGAGAAGAAGCAUUAGCUGGAGCAGAUGGUACAAUGGAUAAACUAGAUAAGUCCAAGACAUGGAAAAACAAGAAUCAUUUUAAGUAUGAUUCAGAUGAUUUUAUUAAAACUACAACACCAAUAUAUUUAAAUAAUGAAGGUAGAAUUCUACUAGGUAAAUUUAUUGAAGAAUUUUUAUCGGGUGGUUGUUUCAACAAUCUUAUUGAAAUAAUGGCAUCGAAAUUAACAAGUCAAUCUGAUUAUUCUCAAACUGAUGAAUUAUCAAAUGCAAGUUAUUUUUUCACAAUUGCAUGGUUUUUAAAUUAUCAACGUGAACAAAUUACUCUAAGUGGUGCUAAAUCAUAUGAUUUUGGUUCUGUUAGAGCAGCUUUGAGUGAAAUUAACUUCAUUUUAAUUGUUACAUAUUUUAGAAAUUCUUUUACUAAUAAAUUAUGGAAUUCUUUACAUGUUGCAAUGAUUUGUUUUAAAGAAUUAUUACAAAUUUCAAAUUCUAUAUUUGGAAAACAGAAAACCACCGAGGAAGAAGAAGAAGAACAAAGUCAAUAUGAAAUAGAUAGAGAGUUAGCUGAAGGUAUUAUUAGAAAAUUAUUUUCAUUUAAUGAUUUUUUAAAUAUUUUGGUACAAAUUCCACAAAUGUCAUUUAAACACUCGCCUAGAUUUUUAGGUGAAUCAAUUCAUGUUAUAACAAUUAUAUUAAAAUCAUUUGAAUCAUUUGCAAAAGAAGAUUUACAAUUAUAUAUUCAAACUAAAAGAAGACAAAAGAAACAAAAUAAACAAAGAGUUAAUGAUUUAGAUAGAGAUAAUGAAACUAAACUUUCUACAGCAAUUUAUGAAUCUGAUGAUGAAUUAAUACAAGAAAAUUUGAAAGAGAUUACAAAGGAAAGGAAAUUAAAUUUUCAAAAGACUGAAAUUCGUUUUUUCAAUCAAUCUAUUGUAACUACUUAUAUUGAAUAUUUAUCAAGGUUUCAAGAUUUAUCCCAUGACGAUAUAAAAAUAUGUUUAAGUUAUUUCCAUAAACUAUUUGUGGUUAAAAAGGAUUAUAAUGGAUUGUUUAGAUUAGAUUUUAUGCAUUUAAUAUCAAAAUUAAAGAACCAUUUACCAAGAGGUUCAUCAAUACGAUAUAAGAUAGAAGAAUUUAUAUAUUACUUUAUGAAAAAAUUCAAAAUUGCACUAACUAGAUUUCCUAAUAUUAUAGAGGUAUUGUUUCCCAGAAUUGAAGAAUCUUCAGUGAAAUGUUAUUUAUCAACUGGUGAACUAUAUGAACAAGAUUUUUUGAAAGAUAAAACUAGGAGAAAAAGUCAAGAAACCCAACAAGAUAGAGUAUACAAUGGAUUUACAGAUGAAGAAGAAGAAGAAGACGAAGAUAAUGAUAUUGCUUUUGAAUUAGCUGCAAACCCAAAUUCAACAAAUCAUAAUACUUCAGAAUUGGAUCAUUUGGAUGAGUUAGAACAACAACUACAAGCUUCUCAAACACACAAAUCAAGAAACUUAGAACCAGGUAAAGCUCAAAAAAGAAGAUCCAAAACCACCACCACCACAAAGAAAUCAAAACCACCUAAAGAAUCAACAACAACAACAACAAGAAAAAGAAGCAUCCCCAAAGACUUAUUGGAAGAUUCAAUUACAGAUAAAAUCAAAUCAUCAGAAUUUGUUAAUGAAUCAGAUGAUGAAUCUGACGACGAUGAUGAAUUUUUUGCUCGUGAAGAAAAAUUAAGACAAUUAUUAAAUGAAAAUGGUAAUAUAACUACUUCUGCUAAGUUAGAAGAAUUUAAAAAAGUAUGGGCUAAUUAUGCAUCACAAAGUGGUGGUCAAGUUUCCAAUGUUGUUGCUUCUGCUGUGAGGGAAGUUAGUUUGUUUGUUCCUGAUGAUGAAGAAGACGUACAAAAAUCAGAAAAAGAGAAAAAAUCUGCAGCUGAAUCGAAUGAUGAAUCGGAUAAUGUAUCAAUUGAUGAACAUUUAAAUGAACAAUUAUCUAAAGUUUCUUCAAAUACAUCUGCUGUUGAAUCAGAUACUCACUUAAAGAGAUCAAGAGAAAUUGAACAAGAUGAUGAAGAUGAUAAUGAACAACAACAACAAGCACCAAGAAAGAAAAGAACUAUUAUAUCUGAUGAUGAAGAUGAAUAA